AUGUCACACACGACAACGUGCCACAGGGAAUCCUCUGGCGGAUCAGAGCAACUCCAUAACGCGGCCGUCUGGCCGCUUGCCCUUUCCUCUAUCCUCCCACUCAGCGCGCUUCAUCAUACUCAGUACGCCGUUUCUGUGUAUUUUUCUAUCUUUUUUAAACAGGAGGCGUACCCGGGCAAGCCGCUGGUUUAUCUCGACAGCGCUGCUACCUCUCAGAAGCCGAAGGUUGUCAUAGACGCCUUGCGAGACUACUACGAGCGCGACAACGCUAAUGUUCACCGCGGAGCGCACCAGCUCUCAAUUCGCGCCACCGAGGCAUACGAGGCUGCUAGGGAGAAGGUGGGCGCGUUCGUGAACGCGGAGACAUCGCGGGAGAUCGUCUUCACGCGGGGGGCCACGGAGGCAAUCAACCUCGUCGCGCAGACGUGGGGCCUGGACAACCUGGCGGCGGGAGACGAGAUCGUUACGACGGUCAUGGAGCACCACAGCAACAUGGUCCCGUGGCAGGCGAGAGUGUGCAUCAUAGGCUCUUGUUUGAUCUGUCCCGUCGGUCUGUUGGCGGAGCGGACGGGCGCGGUGCUGAAGUUCGCGCAGAUCCGGGAGGACAUGUCGCUUGACCUGGACCACAUGAAGAGCCUCAUCACCGACAAGACCAAGCUGGUAGCGGUGGUGCACGCCUCGAACGCCCUGGGCGGCGUCAACCCCGUGAGCGAGAUCGCGGAAGCGGCCCACGCCGUCGGCGCCAAGGUUCUGGUGGACGGGUGCCAGAGCGUGCCCAACAUGCCCGUCGACGUACAGGCUCUGGGCGUUGACUGGCUGGUUGCUUCGGGGCACAAGAUGUGUGGCCCAACCGGGAUCGGGUUCCUCUGGGGUCGGAUGUCCGUGCUCGAAACGAUGCGGCCAUGGCAGGGUGGGGGCGAGAUGAUCGACCAGGUAUACUUCGACCACUCCACGUUUGCGGAGCCCCCGGCUAGGUUCGAGGCGGGCACCCCGGCGAUCGCUCAGGCCGUCGGGCUUGGGGCCGCGUGUGACUACCUGUCGUCCAUUGGGAUGGAGAACGUGGCCGCGUACGAGCACGAGAUGUCCAAGUAUCUUUGGGAGCGACUGUCGGAAGUGGAGGGGCUCGACUUUUACGGCCCGCCCCCGAACGCCUCGGGGGACAACAGAAACCCUCUUCUGGCCUUCAACAGCCGAGACGUUCACGCUCAUGACCUCUCAUUUUUCAUGGACCAGGCAAGCCUGGAGGGCGUGGCGAUUCGUGCGGGGCACCACUGCACACAGGCUUUGCAUCGACAGCUUGGGGCGGCCGGCAGCCUUCGGGCCAGCCUGUACAUCUACAACACCAAGGACGACGUCGACCAAUUCAUCGAGGUGCUGCUGCCGCUGUUGAUGAUGAUAGUGGCGUACGUCUGUCUCUUUGUUGCUGCUUCGAAGGCGUUUCUGUCGACGGACCAUGGCUAG
Messenger RNA from Ectocarpus sp. CCAP 1310/34, 1461 nucleotides. NCBI's taxonomy places the organism in Eukaryota, Phaeophyceae, Ectocarpales, Ectocarpaceae. The record is from the annotation of a GenBank genome assembly.